Molecule: messenger RNA, 1783 nt
Organism: Arabidopsis thaliana (thale cress)
Lineage: Eukaryota; Viridiplantae; Streptophyta; Magnoliopsida; Brassicales; Brassicaceae
Product: late embryogenesis abundant protein-related / LEA protein-like protein
Exons: 2
Coding region: 174-1493 (439 amino acids)
Source: RefSeq, marked reviewed
UAUCAUAUGGGGUUUUAAUAAGUCAACUCAAUUCUUUGCCCAUUCUAUAUAAUCCCUUCUUCUGCAACAACAUCUCAUCACACCAAAAAACACAGAAACAUUUUGAGAAACCAAAGAAGAAGAAGAAGAAGAAGAACAAGCAGAAGCUAAAGAAGAAGACUUGAACUUGAGAGAUGGAGCGCAGACAGUCAUAUGUGCUUGUCGCGCUCAUUGGAUUGCUUCUCUUGACAGAUAUUGUCAUUGCACAGAGCGAUGGCGGCAAAGGCAACGGUAACAAUGGCAAGGGGAACGAGGUACAAGUAGACAAGGGUAAAGGAGAUAAUGGCAAAAGUAACGGUAACGGUCCAAAGGAUAAAGAACAGGAGAAGAAGGACAAGGAGAAGGCAGCCAAGGACAAGAAGGAGAAGGAGAAAAAGGAUAAGGAGGAAAAGGAGAAGAAGGAUAAGGAAAGGAAGGAAAAGGAGAAGAAGGAUAAACUGGAAAAGGAAAAGAAGGAUAAGGAAAGGAAGGAGAAGGAGAGGAAGGAGAAAGAGAGAAAGGCGAAGGAGAAGAAAGACAAAGAGGAGAGUGAAGCAGCUGCGAGAUACAGAAUAUUAUCACCGUUGCCUACAGGACAAGAGCAGGCCAUGUGCCAAGGUCGGGGAUCAUGUUACUACAAGACUCUUGUUUGCCCUGGUGAGUGUCCCAAGAGGAAGCCCACGAAGAACAAGAACACCAAAGGUUGCUUCAUUGACUGCACUAACAAAUGUGAAGCUACCUGCAAAUGGAGAAAAACGAACUGCAAUGGUUACGGAUCUCUGUGCUACGACCCUCGAUUUGUGGGAGGAGACGGUGUGAUGUUCUAUUUCCACGGAUCCAAAGGAGGAAACUUUGCGAUUGUUUCAGACAACAAUCUCCAAAUUAACGCUCACUUCAUCGGUACAAGACCCGUUGGGAGAACCAGAGACUUCACAUGGGUUCAGGCCCUAAAUGUCAUGUUCGAAAACCACAAGCUCGUGAUCACAGCCAACAGAGUGAAUCAAUGGGAUGAAACAUCUGACGCCUUUACCAUCAGAUAUGAUGGAGAACUCAUCACACUCCCUGAAGACGAACAAUCAGAAUGGAGGGAAAUUUCAGGACAAAAGAAGGAUAUCAUCAUCGAAAGAACUGAUGAGAGAAACAGCGUAAGAGUACUUGUCUCUGAUCUUGUUCAGAUGGACAUCAGAGUGAGACCUAUAGGGAAAGAAGAGAACAGAGUUCACAACUAUCAGUUGCCGCAGGAUGACGCUUUUGCCCAUCUCGAGACUCAGUUCAAGUUCUUAGACCUAAGUGAGCUCGUCGAGGGUGUUUUGGGGAAAACCUACCGUCCUGAUUACGUCAGCUCUGCCAAGACUGGAGUCCCAAUGCCUGUAUUGGGAGGAGAAGACAAAUACCAAACGCCUUCUCUGUUCUCGCCGACUUGCAGACUGUGCAGGUUCAAGCCUCAAGAAGAAUCACUUUCUGCUGAUAUCUAAUGAGAAGAAGGAGAAAGAUGGAAACUUCUUUGAUUUUUAAAUAAAUUCAUGGAAAUUUCGUGUUUGUAACUGUUUUGUUUCUGGAAAUAUUUUAUAUUCAUAAAAAGUGAUGUAAUAAAAGCCAAAAAGAUAACAUUUGGCCUGUUUGUGAUGUUUUUGAGGGUUUAAGAAAUGUAAAACAUUUCUUGUGCAAGAAGCAACCCCUUGAUUUCUUAUCGUUCCUUUGCUGUAUUUUGUGUACCUAUCCGUUUAUCGAACAAUAAAAAAAAAAAAAACUAUAUUUGUGUGUA